This is a messenger RNA of Carcharodon carcharias (great white shark), 10185 nucleotides long. Its product is annotated as fibrillin-2. Gene Ontology annotation, molecular function: calcium ion binding. Lineage: Eukaryota; Metazoa; Chordata; Chondrichthyes; Lamniformes; Lamnidae. The record is from RefSeq and is a predicted model, not a curated record. The transcript is spliced from 65 exons. Bases 342 to 8999 code for a protein of 2885 amino acids.
GCCGGACUGGCGGCUUUUUGUAAAGAUCCCAGGCACGCUUUAGAUCUCUUAAGCAGGAGCACGUUUCUUUUUCAGUCUUUACAUUCAUGCAUUUCCCCUCCCCUUCUCUAUCCAGUUUGUUUCUUUUUUGGGGUCCCAGCAUUACGCCGCAGCUCAAACAAAAUUUUUUUUUUUUUGCAAGCAUUUUUCACCGUACGCUUACCAGAUUUAUGAACAACUGAAAGGAGCCCGAGUUAUAAAGUGAACGCUAAUCGGGUCAACAGACUGUGAAGUUAUUCAUUUUAAAACAAAACGUGACCUGGAAAUCCUUCAACAAGCCCAGGAGCUGGUGUAUUCCCGGGAUGGGGAUACAGUGCUGUUGGAAAUUUCUGCUGGGAUGUAUAGCGAUAGCAGGCAUCGUGGUGGAAAAAGUGGCUGGACAGCAAUAUCCAAGAAACUUUGAAGCACAACGAUUCAAUCCAAAUGAAAUGAGGGAAGCAGCCAAAGUGAGGAGAAGAGGACAGCAUGAUAUGUUGAGAGGGCCAAAUGUCUGUGGAUCUCGAUUUCACUCUUACUGCUGCCCGGGAUGGAAAACAUUACCUGGAGGAAACCAGUGCAUUGUCCCUAUUUGUCGAAACACCUGUGGUGAUGGAUUCUGUUCACGUCCCAACAUGUGCACCUGCUCCAAUGGACAAAUCUCACCCAACUGUGGAACUAAAUCUCUUCAACAGUGCAAUAUCAGAUGCAUGAAUGGAGGCAAUUGUGCUGAAGACCAUUGCCAGUGCCAGAAAGGAUACACAGGAACGCACUGUGGACAGCCUGUCUGUGAAAAUGGUUGCCAGAACGGUGGUCGUUGUAUUGGACCUAAUCGUUGUGCAUGUGUGUAUGGAUUUACUGGUCCCCAAUGUGAAAGAGAUUACCGUACUGGUCCUUGCUUUACCCAAGUGAGUAAUGAGAUGUGCCAAGGACAGAUCAGUGGCAUCGUCUGCACCAAAACACUUUGCUGUGCUACUGUCGGCCGUGCAUGGGGCCAUCCAUGUGAAAUUUGCCCUGCUCAGCCCCACCCCUGUCGCCGUGGCUUCAUUCCCAAUAUCCGCUCUGGUGCUUGCCAAGAUGUUGAUGAAUGUCAGGCAAUCCCAGGCAUGUGUCAAGGUGGAAACUGUGUCAACACUGUUGGCUCCUAUGAAUGCAAAUGUCCUGCUGGUCACAAACAGAGUGAAAUAUCUCAGAAAUGUGAAGAUAUCGAUGAAUGUAGAACCAUCUUUGGUGCUUGUGACGGAGGCGAAUGCACUAACACUGUUGGCAGCUAUUACUGUACCUGUCCCCGUGGUUAUGUAACAUCUGCAGAUGGUUCUCGGUGCAUCGAUCAGAGAGCUGGUACCUGCUUUUUCAGCCUGGCAAAUGGCCGCUGUGCUCAGGAGCUGACUGGACGUUACACCAAGAUGCAGUGUUGUUGUGAAUCUGGACGCUGUUGGGCCCUUGGUUCUGUUCCAGAGAUGUGUCCAAUCAGAGGUUCAGAUGAAUAUCGUAGCCUGUGCAUUGAGGGAGUUCCUGUUGUACAAGGUAUUCCACACCAUGGUCCGAAUUCUAGACAAGGAUUUGACACUUCAGGUUUACCCAGAUUUGAUUUUGGUGGAGGAGGAUUUGGAUCCCGUGAUCCUGCAGUCAGACCUGCCACUGCUGAUGGUGGAGGUGGGGGCGGUAUCUUUAAUGGACAACGUAGAGUUCCAGGGAUUGGCACUGUUUCCAUCAAUGAAACAAAUGUAGAUGUCUGUAAGCACUUCACCAAUCUUUGCCUGAAUGGACGCUGCAUCCCUACACCCACAAGUUACCGAUGUGAAUGUAAUAUGGGUUUCAAGCAAGAUUUACGCAGAGAGUGUGUUGAUGUUGAUGAGUGUGCAUCAAGCCCCUGUACAAAUGGUGACUGCAUUAACACUCCAGGUUCCUACCAUUGUAAAUGCCAUACCGGUUUCCAGGGCACCCCCACAAAGCAAGCCUGCAUUGAUAUUGAUGAGUGUAUUCAGAAUGGACUUCUUUGUAAAAAUGGUCGUUGUGUGAAUACCGAUGGCAGCUUCCAGUGUAUUUGUAAUGCUGGGUUUGAACUGACUCCAGAUGGAAAGAAUUGCAUUGACCACGAUGAGUGUGCCACUACCAACAUGUGCCUGAAUGGCAUGUGCAUCAAUGAGGAUGGAAGCUUCAAGUGUAUCUGCAAGCCUGGCUUUGUGCUUGCACCCAAUGGUCGAUACUGCAUCGACACUGAUGAAUGCCAGACACCAGGAAUCUGUAUGAAUGGUCGUUGCAUCAACACUGAAGGCUCUUUCAGGUGUGAGUGCCCUCCAGGCCUCGCUGUUGGUGUGGAUGGGCGGGUUUGUGUCGACACCCAUAUGCGCAGCACAUGCUAUGGAGGAAUUAAGAAGGGACUGUGUGUCCGUGCAUUCCAUGGGGCAGUGACAAAGUCAGAGUGCUGCUGUGCAAGUCCAGAUAAUGGGUUUGGAGAGCCAUGCCAGCCUUGUCCAGCGAAAAACUCAGCUGAAUUCCAGGCCCUGUGUAGCAGUGGAAUUGGUAUCACGGCUGAUGGACGAGAUAUUAAUGAAUGCGCCCUGGAUCCAGAAAUUUGCCCCAAUGGAAUAUGUGAAAAUCUUCGGGCCAGCUACCGCUGUAUCUGUAACAUUGGCUAUGAGUCUGACCUAAGUGGGAAGAAUUGUGUGGACAUUGAUGAAUGUGCUGUUAACAGGCUCCUAUGUGAUAAUGGGCUUUGUCGGAACACACCUGGCAGCUACACCUGCAGCUGCCCAAAGGGCUACCUCUUCAAACCAGACUCUGAGAUGUGUGAAGAUGUUAAUGAAUGUGAGAACAGCCCUUGCGUUAAUGGGGAGUGCAGGAACACAGUAGGUUCAUUUUCAUGUGAAUGCUCUACUGGUAGCAAACUGGAUUCGAGCAGAACUGUCUGCAUUGACAGCGUGAAAGGAACUUGCUGGUUAAACAUCCAGAACAGCCGCUGUGAAGUGAACAUCAAUGGAGCUACACUGAAGUCAGAAUGCUGUGCUACUCUGGGGGCUGCAUGGGGCAGCCCUUGUGAACGCUGCGAACUAGAUACCACCUGCCCAAGAGGAUAUGCAAGAGUUAAGGGCAUAGCCUGUGAAGAUGUGAAUGAAUGCACAGUCUUUCCUGGCAUUUGCCCAAAUGGGCGAUGUGUGAAUACUCAAGGAUCCUUCCAAUGUGAGUGUCCUGAAGGGCUGACCAGAGAUGGAACAGGGCGAAUUUGUGUGGAUAUCCGUCUUGAGCAGUGUUACCUCAAGUGGGAUGAAGAUGAAUGUGCUGAACCAGUUGCUGGAAGAUUUCGAAUGGACGCCUGCUGUUGUUCAAUUGGAUCUGCCUGGGGAUUGGAUUGUGAUGAGUGCCCCAGGCCUGGAACAAAGGAAUAUGAGCUACUUUGUCCCAGGGGCCCAGGAUUUGCCAACAGAGGCGAUAUUCUAACAGGCAGACCAUUCUAUAAAGACAUCAAUGAAUGUAAAGUGUUUCAAAACCUCUGCAGUAAUGGGAAGUGCAGGAACACCAUUGGCAGCUUUAGGUGUAGAUGCGACAGUGGAUUUGCCCUGGACAUGGAAGAAAGGAACUGCACAGACAUUGAUGAAUGCCGCAUCUCUCCUGACCUCUGUGGAAAUGGAACUUGUGUCAAUACCCCUGGCAGCUUUGAGUGUGAAUGUUUUGAAGGCUUCGAGAGUGGAUUUAUGAUGAUGAAAAAUUGCAUGGAUAUUGAUGAAUGUGAGAGGGAUCCUCUUCUGUGCCGAGGUGGAACUUGUGUAAACACAGAAGGCAGCUACAGGUGUAUAUGCCCUCCAGGACAUGAGCUUACUCCAGAUGGUAGUGCCUGUGUUGAUAUCAAUGAGUGCUCCCUCAGUGAUAAUCUCUGCCGACAUGGCAAGUGUGUAAAUAUGAUUGGAACUUACCAAUGUGCUUGCAACUCUGGAUACCAGGCUACUCCUGACAGGCAAGGCUGCGUUGAUAUUGAUGAAUGUACCAUCAUGGGUGGAGGCUGUGACACGCACUGUACAAAUUCAGAAGGCAGCUAUGAAUGCAGUUGCAUUGAAGGCUAUGCUCUUAUGCCUGAUAAGAGAACCUGUGCAGACAUUGAUGAAUGUGAGGAUAAUCCUGAUAUCUGUGAUGGUGGACAGUGCACUAACAUCCCUGGGGAGUACCGUUGUCUGUGCUUUGAUGGAUUCAUGGCUUCUAUGGACAUGAGGACCUGCAUUGAUGUGAAUGAAUGUGACUUGAAUCCUAACAUCUGUCUCUAUGGCGAUUGUGAAAAUACCAAAGGUUCCUUUAUCUGCCAUUGCCAACUGGGAUAUUCGGUGAAGAAGGGAACAACUGGGUGUUCAGACGUUGAUGAGUGUGAAAUUGGAGCCCACAACUGUGAUAUGCAUGCUUCAUGUGUCAAUAUCCCAGGAAGCUUCCAGUGCAGCUGCCGUGAGGGAUGGGUUGGUGAUGGCACCUUAUGUGUAGACCAUGACGAGUGCACCAAUGAAACACAUCAUUGUAAUCUUAAUGCCAAAUGUAUGAAUACACCUGGAUCGUAUCGUUGCCUCUGCUCUGAAGGCUUCAGUGGAGAUGGUUUUACGUGUGCAGAUGUGGAUGAAUGUGCAGAGAAUGUCAACCUGUGUGAGAAUGGCCAGUGCCUCAACACUCCUGGAGGAUACCGAUGUGACUGUGAGAUGGGAUUCACACCAGCUUCUGAUAGCAGAUCCUGUCAAGAUAUUGACGAAUGUUCAUUUCAGAACAUCUGUGUGUUUGGCACCUGCCAGAAUUUGCCGGGUAUGUUCAGGUGUGUCUGCGAUGACGGCUAUGAGCUUGACAGAAGUGGAGGCAACUGUACAGAUGUCAAUGAGUGUGCUGAUCCAGUCAACUGCAUCAAUGGGUUAUGUGUCAAUACACCGGGUGAUUACCUGUGCAACUGUCCUGCUGAUUUUGAGCUUAAUCCAACAGGAAUUGGUUGUGUUGAUACUCGUGUUGGGAACUGCUUCUUGGAAUAUGGCCAGCGAGGUGAUGGAGGCUUGUCCUGCAGUGUCGACAUUGGGGUUGGUGUCACUCGUGCCUCUUGUUGUUGCUCUCUCGGAAGUGCCUGGGGUAACCCUUGUGAAAUCUGUCCUGAUGUCAAUACAACUGAAUACAAGACACUUUGCCCAGGGGGUGAAGGAUUUAGGCCUAACCCCAUCACUGUCAUCUUAGAGGAUAUUGAUGAAUGCCAGGAGCUGCCAGGCCUGUGUCAAGGUGGGAACUGUGUCAACACUUUUGGCAGCUUUCAGUGUGAAUGCCCAGCUGGCUACUACUUAAACGAUGACACCCGGAUCUGUGAAGAUAUUGAUGAAUGUGUCACCUACCCUGGUAUCUGUGGACCUGGGACAUGCUACAACACCUUGGGUAACUACACCUGUGUCUGUCCUCCGGAGUACAUGCAGAUCAAUGGUGGGAACAACUGUAUGGACAUGAGAAAGAGCUUGUGCUAUCGACACUACAACGAGACCUGUGAGAAUGAGCUCUCCUUCAACUUAACCAAAAAAAUGUGCUGUUGUGCGUACAAUAUCGGUAAAGGCUGGAACAAACCUUGUGAACCCUGCCCGACGCCUGCUACAUCUGAAUACCAGUUGCUUUGUGGAAAUCAAGGCCCUGGCUUUACCAUCGACUUUGAAACUGGAAAGCCUAUUGAUAUCGAUGAAUGCAGAAAAAUUCCAGGCAUUUGUGCCAAUGGUGUAUGUAUCAAUCAGAUUGGUAGCUUCCGGUGUGAGUGCCCGAUGGGAUUUAGUUACAAUGACUUGCUUCUCAUCUGUGAAGAUAUUGAUGAAUGCAGUAAUGGUGACAACCUUUGCCAACGUAAUGCAGAUUGCAUUAACAUUCCUGGCAGUUACCGUUGUGAAUGUUCUGCUGGUUAUAAAUUAGCACCGAAUGGAGCUUGCAUUGAUCGCAAUGAGUGCCUGGAAAUUCCAAAUGUCUGUAGCCAUGGUGAUUGUAUUGACCUGAAAGGAAGUUAUCGGUGCACCUGCCACAAUGGCUUCAAGCAGACUCCUGAUCAGACUAUGUGCAUGGAUAUUGAUGAAUGUGAACGGCAGCCUUGUGGAAAUGGAACGUGCAAGAACACUGUGGGAUCUUACAAUUGUCUUUGCUUCCCAGGAUUUGAGAUAACUCACAAUAAUGACUGCAUGGAUAUUGAUGAAUGCACCACUAUGUUUGGCCAAGUCUGCAGAAAUGGACAAUGUUUUAAUAGCAUUGGCUCCUUCCAGUGUUUGUGUCAGGAUGGCUAUGAGCUUACACCUGACAACAAGAACUGCAUAGAUAUCAACGAAUGUUUGUUGGUUCCUGGAUCAUGUGCACCUGGGACCUGCCAGAACCUCGACGGUGCAUACAGAUGUAUCUGUCCUUCAGGAUAUGAAGUGCAGAAUGAAAACUGUAUAGAUAUAAAUGAAUGUGAAGAAGACCCAAAUAUCUGUCUAUUUGGUAAUUGUGAAAACACCGCUGGCAGUUUCCAAUGUGUUUGCCGCCCAGGCUUCAUUCUCUCAGAGAACGGACGUAGAUGCUUCGAUACACGCGAGAGUUUCUGCUUCACCAAGUUUGAAAAUGGGAAGUGUUCAGUGGCGAAACCUUUCAACACAACCAAAGCAAAGUGCUGUUGCAGUAAAAUGCCAGGAGAGGGCUGGGGAGAUCCCUGUGAUCUCUGCCCCAAGGAUGGAGAAGUCGCUUUUCAGGAUCUGUGUCCAUAUGGCCAUGGUACUAUCCCUGGCAUUGGGGAGAGUCGUGAAGAUGUCAAUGAAUGUUUGGAAAACCCUGGAAUAUGUUCAAAUGGCCAUUGCAUCAACACAGAUGGAUCCUUCCGAUGCGAGUGCCCAAUGGGAUACAACCUGGAUUAUAGUGGAGUUAAUUGUGCUGACACUGAUGAAUGCUCCAUUGGUAACCCCUGUGGCAAUGGCACUUGCACCAAUGUAGUUGGUGGAUUUGAAUGCAGUUGUGACGAAGGAUUUGAGCCAGGUCCAAUGAUGACUUGUGAAGACAUAAAUGAGUGUGCCCUGAACCCACUUCUAUGUGCAUUCCGCUGCAUUAACACCUUUGGUUCCUAUGAAUGUACAUGUCCUGCUGGUUACACUUUGAGGGAAGACAGGAAGAUGUGCAGAGACCUCGAUGAAUGUGCUCAGGAGCUCCAAGACUGUGAAUCCAGAGGCAUGAUGUGCAAAAAUCUGAUUGGUACCUUCAUGUGUAUCUGCCCGCCUGGAAUGGUCCGCAGACCUGAUGGAGAUGGUUGUAUGGAUGACAAUGAGUGCUGGAGCAAGCCAGGCAUCUGUGAAAAUGGACGCUGUAUAAAUAUUGUUGGCAGUUACAGAUGUGACUGCAAUGAAGGAUUCCGAGCAACUCCCACAGGCACUGAGUGCAUAGACAAUCGUCAGGCCUUCUGCUUUGCAGAGGUUCUUCAAACCAUGUGUCAAAUGUCUUCCAGCAGUCGCAACCUGGUCACCAAGUCUGAGUGUUGCUGUGAUGGUGGUCGUGGUUGGGGUAACCAGUGUGAUCUCUGCCCACUGCCUGGUACUGGCCAAUACAAAAAGCUAUGUCCACAUGGUCCAGGCUACACAACUGAUGGACAAGACAUUGAUGAAUGUAAGGUGAUGCCUAACCUAUGUCUGAAUGGGCAGUGUAUCAACACACUUGGUUCUUACCGCUGUCUCUGUAAGCUUGGUUACACCACAGAACUUACGGGUACAGCAUGUGUUGAUCUUGAUGAAUGUGCUCAGUCUCCAAAACCAUGCAACUUUAUCUGUAAGAACACAGAAGGGAGCUACCACUGCUCAUGUCCAAGAGGCUACCUCCUGCAGGAGGAUGGAAAGACAUGUAGAGAUCUUGAUGAAUGUUCUACAAAACAGCACAACUGUCAGUUCUUGUGCGUCAACACCAUUGGCGGAUUUACAUGCAAGUGUCCACCUGGAUUCACACAGCAUCACACUGCCUGCAUUGAUAACAAUGAGUGCGCUUCACAGCUUUCACUGUGUGGAUCAAAGGGGCUUUGUCAGAACUCACCUGGAAGUUUCAGCUGUGAAUGUCAGCGAGGAUUUGCCCUUGAUAACACUGGUUUAAACUGUGAGGAUGUAAACGAAUGUGAGGGAAGCCACAGGUGCCAACACGGUUGUCAAAACAUGCUCGGAGGUUACAGGUGCAGCUGUCCUCAAGGCUACAUGCAGCACUAUCAGUGGAACCAGUGCGUUGAUGAGAAUGAAUGCUCCAAUCCAGCUUCUUGUGGAUCUGCAACCUGUUAUAAUACGCUUGGCAGCUACAAAUGUGCCUGUCCUUCUGGCUAUAACUUUGAUGAGUUUGCCAAUAGCUGUCAUGAUGUGAAUGAAUGUUCAUCCUACAAGAAUCCAUGCUCAUAUGGCUGCUCAAACACAGAAGGAGGCUAUCUCUGUGGCUGCCCCCCUGGAUAUUACAGAGUAGGACAAGGCCAUUGUGUCUCUGGCAUGGGAUUCAAUAAAGGCCAGUAUCUGCCUGUUGGUGGAGAUCCUGAUGAUGAAAAUCUUCUGUCACAUGAAACUUGCUAUGAAUGUAAGAUCAAUGGCUACUCCAAAACUGGUGGCAGAAAGAGAAGAAGUGUCAAUGGUACCGAGCCUGAACAGGAUCAACAGAUUAGUUUGGCUAGCCUGGAUAUGGACAACCCAGUCAAAAUGAACCUAACUAUCUUAGAGCUGAACCAUAAGAAGCAUAUUUUAGAACUUGUGCCAGCUAUUGAACCACUCUACAAUCAUGUUCGUUAUGUUAUCUCCUACGGAAAUGACAACAACUACUUCCGUAUCCACCAAAAGGAUGGUUUGAGCUACCUGCACUUGACCAAGAGGAGGCCCCUGGAAGGUACUUACACACUGGAAAUCACCAGUAUUCCUCUGUAUAAGAAAAAAACACUGCAGAAACUGGAAGAUAAAAAAGACAAUGACUACCUCCUCGGUGAGCUGGGAGAAGCACUCAAAAUGAGACUACAGAUCCAGCUUCAUUAAACUAGCUGAGACUUGCAUUGCUUCUAUUCAAAAUUAUUCCUUUAAUUAUCUCCACAAAUAUGUCUGCUUUCAAAAAGCUUUCACAAGUCAAGGGCUGUGAUUCUACAUUAUGGACGUCGUAUCUUCAUGUUCUCGCCAAGACUGCGUGACCCUUCUUUCAAUAAAUGGGUUUUUCCACACUGCCAUGUUAACAGUAUUCCAUAUAACCUCAGUCAUGGUUGCUGUAUAUUUAAUAUCACCUCAGUCGCCUCAGUCAGUGGGCUCAUAUUUUACAUGAGGAUGUGUGCGUGUGUGUGUGUGAGUUGUAAAUGGCUUCUAAUAACGUAGACCAAUAGCAACAUAAUGAGCCAUUUCUCUGGAUUACAGAUAAUAUUAUGUAACUGUUCAUAUAUUAAUAUCAAUAUGCAAUGCUAAGUCAGACUGUACUGUAUAUGAUAGGGCAUUCUCAGAGGAACCAUUUCAAUCACCACAAAUCCUUCCCUUUCAAGUGGUGCAAUAUUUGAUAGAUAACUGGUACUACAACCCAGAACAAAAUGGGUUAUAUUUGUUCACGUGCAUGUUUAAAGACAGCAGUAAAUUUGUACUUUCAUGGUGCUUGUACAGAAAACUGGUGCUAAUGAUAUUUAUUCUAUCAGGGUCAGCGUACUGUACAACCAAAAACUAGAUCUCAUCAGGAAGUAACUGGCAUUGGAAUUUCUGUUUCAGUACAUCAUGAUUUGUGCAGCAUUUUACAUUGUUUUAUGUUUCCAUUUGUAUUUCAUGUAUAAAGGAUAAUGUGUGCACAUUGAAUGCCUGCUAGUUGCUAACUCGAAGAUUGUAAUGUCUUCUUUUUAUAUACUGUACAAAUGUGUUCUAUAUCAGGGGUAUAUUGGUCACCAAUUGGUUCUUGUGAAAAGUACAUGAAAAAAAUCUGGGUUUGUAAAAGUUAGUACCUCCCUGUUUGUAACAACAAGGAAAUGAGCCUAAUUUUAAUACAUAUCUGUUUUGUCUUAAAGAUGCAUUUACAUUGAAGAUUUCUUAGCACAAAAUGGCAUUUUAUUUAGAAGGGAGAAGAAAGAUUUAUAUAAAAUUCUAAAAAAAAAACUGAAAAAGGAACAUUUUGUUACCGGGGUGCUUUAUUCUGUAGAUUUGAGAGCAUCAGUAUGCCAACAACUUUUCUUACAAUAAAGCUUAUUAUUUUGGGUUA